Dracunculus medinensis (Guinea worm) is the source of this 4509-nucleotide messenger RNA. NCBI's taxonomy places the organism in Eukaryota, Metazoa, Nematoda, Chromadorea, Rhabditida, Dracunculidae. The record is from the annotation of a GenBank genome assembly.
AUGGAUGGUUGGACAUUAUUAAAUGAAACUGAUAUAAUAGAAAAAUUGCCUGAACAAUUUAACGAAUGGUUAGAAUCGAAAAAAUGGACCGAGCGGCGUGACGCUCUUCAGGCUUUGCAAAAUGAAAUAGUAAAGACGCCUCGGCUUAGUACUAAUGUGAAUUAUUCCGAUUUGGUAACAAAUUUAAGAAAUGUAUUAUUAAAAGAUGCAAAUAUAAACGUGUGCGCGUUGGCUGCUAAAUGUAUUUCUGGACUUGCACGAGGUCUUCGAACGAAAUUUGGACCGUUUACUUCAUUGUUUGUACCUAUUAUUUUCGAGCGUUUCAAAGAAAAGAAAGCAACAUUAAGGGAUCCACUUAUAGAAUGUAUCGAUGCGAUAACCAGCACAGUGAAUUUGGAUUCGCUUGUAGAGGAUUUGAUCACUUCUAUAGACAAAGCUAAUCCUAACACAAAAUUGCAAGGGUGCAAUUUUAUUUAUCGCGCUAUGAAAAAGUAUAAGCAAACAACUGCUCCUAAAAAAAUCAUUAAGGCUAUUUCACCGUUACUUGUAAAGUUCACUUCUGACUCAGAUGCCGAAGUUCGGGAUGCUGCUUGUUUAGCACUUGGUUCUGUCAUGCGAUUAACUGGUGAAAAAAUUAUGGUAUCCUUUCUGGGAAAUGUACAAGAAGAUAAAACAAAAAUGAAAAAGGCAUGGAAAUUACUUUCUCUUCGAUUUUCAAUGGAUCAGACUGUGGCUGAAAUAGCCGAAGAAGAAGCACACCGAUUAUUAGAAGAAGAGGAAGAGAAUUCUUCUGCGAUCAUAAGCAACCGAUCUUCAUCCUUAAAGGAUACUGAUGAAGUUAUAACGGUGAUAUCUGAAACCGACCCAUGGGAUAUGUUAUCUCCUGUUGAUAUCUUACCAAAGCUGCCAACCAGCUUCAUGGAAGGAAUCGAAUCAAAAAAGUGGCAAGAACGGCGUGACGCUCUACAGUCUUUUCUUUGCCUAUGUAAUGACAAUCCUAGACUUUGUCCGAAGGCUUCCUAUGGUGAAUGUGUUGCUAUGUUGAGGAAAAUUUUGGAGAAGGAUGCGAAUAUCAAUGUUUGCGCAUUAGCGGCUCGAUGUAUAACAUCUUUGGCAAAUGGAUUAAGAAAAAAAUUUGCUAUGCACGUUAAUUUAGUGAUCCCAGUAAUUUUCGAAAAAUUUAAAGAAAAGAAACCAGUUCUUAGAGAUCCUCUAAUCGACUGCAUUGAUGCGGUUGCUGCAACCACUACUUUGGAAGCAAUCGCCGAAGAUAUUCAAGCGGCAUUAGAGAAACAAAAUCCCAAUAUAAAAAUACAGACUAAUUUGUUUCUUUAUCGCAUUUUUAAGAAGCACAAUAUUCAAACGGUACCGAAGAAAGUUUUAAAGGCGUUGGCACCCACAGUCAUCAAGCAUACGGCUGAUUCAGAUCCAGAAGUAAGAGAUGCUUCUUAUGCAGCAUUAGGUGCUGCAAUGAAAGCUGUUGGUGAAAAACCUUGUUUAGCAUUGUUGGCUGAUAUCGUUGAUGAUAAAGUUAAAAUGGGGAAGAUUAAAGACUUUUGUGAUAAAGCGAGACAAGAAGCUGGACCAGAUGUUGUUUCUGUAAUGGUACAAAGCAUUCACAAAAGCAAUCCGUUGAAACCACCUGCUCCUGGCGUUGGUAGUAAACAAUCUGGACUGAUGAAUUUUGGGAGAAAAGCUGAAGAUGACUUAAAAGAAGAAGAUAAGCAUGUAAAAGCACCUAGUGUAAAUGGUACAUUAAGUAAGGAAAUCGGGGAAUCUGAGAAGAAAAAAGAAGAAUUACUGCAACUGAAUAAAGAAAAGGCAACACGGCUUCGUGAUGAAAAAAAUUUGAAGCUUUUAAAAUGGAACUUUGAUCAGCCAACCGCUGAACACGUUGAGCAAUUAAAGAAUUUACUAUCUUCUAUCGCACAGCCAGCGUUAUUUCUUUUAUUAUUUCAUAAAGAUUUUAAACAACAUUUGAAAGCGAUUGAUCUACUUCAUUCGGUUAUGGUUGAAAAUCCUGAGGCAAUGCUGGCUAACAGUGAUCUCAUUUUGAAAUGGAUCUCAUUGCGAUUUUUUGAAACAAAUCCCACAGUAUUAUUAAGAGCGUUAGAUCUGGGCGAAAUUAUUUUUACACAUAUAUUACGAUAUGAAGAAUCAUUUUCUGAUGCAGAAUUGGCUUCAUUUUUGCCAUAUCUGUUGUUAAAACUGGGUGAAGCAAAGGAGGCUGUACGAGUACCUGUUCGAUCAAUUUUGCAUUUAAUGAAAGAAAUUCUUGGUGCAAAUAAGAUAUUCCCAUUUGUACUGGACGCAUUAAAAACGAAAAAUUCUCGACAAAGAAGCGAAUGUCUUCAAUUCCUUGAACAGUUGAUCGAUUAUGCUGGAAUGGCCGCAAUGGCGAAUCCUGCGUCUUCUAUGAAGCAGAUUGCGAGUUGUAUUAGCGAUCGUGAUAAUAACGUACGUAAUGCUGCAAUAAAUGCAGUAGUAGCCGCUUGGAAAGAAGAGGGUGAUCGCAUAUAUCAACUUAUUGGAAAAAUGAGUGAUAAAGAAAGGGUUAUGCUUGAUGAGCGCAUAAAAAGAAGCGCUGUUGUUACAAAAAAUAAAGGUUCUUUUUACUUUAUGGAUAUUUUUUAUUAUUUAAUUUAUUGCUGGUCCAUGUUUCUUGAUUGCAUCGAAAGGCGUAAUGUGAACGCAUUGCAACAGAAUAGAAUUCGUGCAUCAAUCGGUACUGGUUUAAAGGGAGGUAAAAUGAGAUCCGCCCGAUCAACUAGUCGGGUUGGAAGUAGACCAGCGAGUCGUCAAUCGUGUUCUCGUGAAAUAAGUCCAGCUGAAGGAAAAGAAUUAAAUAAAACAUAUACUCAGAAAUCGGAUGCACUGAUUGAUCAGUCGAACGGACCUCCUCGAAGAUUUGCUCUUGAUUUAAGUGGUCUGGAACUUGAUAAUAUCUAUCCGAGUGUUGAACGCGCUUUAAAUGAUACAAAAAAGCUAGAGGUACCUGAGCCUAUUGAACCGGUGGUAAGGCAAAGGAUGCAACAACAAGCAUUUAGUCGACGUGCCGAAUCAGUCAGCUCAAUAACAUCCUUAGAAUCAUCAGCCGGUGAAGUUGACAAGGUUGUUCAUGGAAUAGCUUCCGUCUCACAGGCUACUGCGAGUGCAGCCAUAAGUCAAUUGCAGUUCCUAUUUGGAGAUACAAAUACUUUUCACUUUGUGGCUGAGCGUGUUGAUGCAGUAGUCCAAGCGCUGGUUACACAAACUUCGUUGAUUCGUAGUCGUCAUUUGGACGAUGUAACGGCAUUAAAUGAUGUAAACGAACUUGUGCGUACUAUAUGCCACUUUCUUAGUUCGCUUGUGAAAGAACCUGCAACAUGUUCACGUAUGUCCGCUGAUGCACUGAAAAUGCUUAUACAGGAAUUUCUUUAUCUUUUAAGAGAUGAGAGAAUGGUUCAACUAAAGGACUCGCAGUGGAUAUUUCGUUCACUGAACUAUUUAUCCAUUAGAACCUGUGAUAACGCAGAUGCUACAUCAUGUUUCUUAGCGCUGUGCUCGAUGCUGAAUUCGGCUUUGAAAGAUCCUAGGAAUAAAACUGUUGAACUUAUUAUUAAGUGCAUCUAUAAACAAUCGGAAUCAUUUUUGCGUGAUGUACCGUUAGAUCUCGAUGUUACUGUAAAAGCAAUUCAUGAUUUUUUGGAAGAGUUUCGACCAAAGGCCGAGGAAAAUGAAUCUAUUAAAAAUGCGAUACAUUCGAUGGAAUUAUGCAUUCAGCGUCUUGUAGCUGGGACAAAAGCAGCCGUAAUCUUUAUUAAUUCAUUUCUUUUUUCAUGGUAUCUAACUGUUGAUAAUAUUAAAUAUUCGAAGGUAGUUGAUCAUGUUCGAUUAAUUCCAAAUCCUGAGAGCAGUGAAGCAAUAAUAUAUAUGCAGAAAUGCGUGCGAGGUUUAAAGAAUAAAAGUAGUCAAAGUAGUCUGACUUCUUCUGUUUGUGGUGAAAUACCUGGUCAGGUUUUAACAUCAAAUGUGGAGGAAUCCGUACAGCAUUUAAUGAAUAAAAUUGUCACUGAUCCGUUUGGAAAGGGCAUUCGUCUUUUACAUACAUAUUUGAAAGUAAAUCCAGAGGGUCGGAAAUAUAUCGAUGAUGCGCUGAAGAAGCACGACAAGUUAAAAGAUUUCGUCAUAUAUCAUUUGAAACGAAUGGAACAUAACGAUCGAGAUGAGCCAGAAAUAUCUUUAGAAUUGAAGAAUGCAUUAGAAUUUGUGAAAGAAAUUCGUAAUUUAAAAAAUUAUCAUCCAGCAAAUAUCAACGCAAGUAAUGGUCUGGACAGUAUCAAUCAACCGCUUACGACAAUACAGGAUAAUAAAUUUGCCUCACGCCGUUCUACUGUCAAUAACAAAACCUUGAUUAACGAAGUUGCACCUGAAAAUGAAGGAACAACUGUAUCUCAUCGAAGAAAUAUUCGAGCAAGUGAUGUUGAAGCACUGAAACAGCAUUUAAAUAAAAUUAGGCAGCAACAAUAA